Molecule: messenger RNA, 2180 nt
Organism: Symsagittifera roscoffensis
Lineage: Eukaryota; Metazoa; Xenacoelomorpha; Acoela; Convolutidae
Product: heat shock protein hsp-1-like
Exons: 2
Coding region: 116-2089 (657 amino acids)
Cellular component (GO): cytoplasm; plasma membrane; cytosol
Molecular function (GO): ATP-dependent protein folding chaperone; ATP binding
Source: RefSeq, a predicted model, not a curated record
UGUAACUUUAGUUUUAAAAAAAUAUUGUGCCUUUUCAGGUUUGAAUUGUUGAAAUCUGUAAAUCUGUUUCCCGCUGAUCUGCUAAUUUAUUACAAAACAAAUCAUAUUUUUUAAGAUGGCUAAAGCUCCAGCAGUCGGUAUUGAUCUUGGAACCACUUAUUCCUGUGUCGGAGUUUUCCAGCAUGGUAAGGUGGAGAUCAUCGCCAAUGACAUGGGAAACCGCACAACACCUUCAUACGUAGCUUUCACAGACACCGAGAGGUUGAUUGGAGAUGCUGCCAAGAACCAGGUCGCCAUGAACCCGUCCAACACCGUCUUCGACGCGAAGCGACUGAUUGGUCGAAAGUUUGAUGACCCAGUUGUUCAGAAGGAUGCCAAGCACUGGCCCUUCACGGUUGUCGAAGAAGCCACGAAGCCUAAAAUUGAAGUUGAAUUUAAAGGUGAGAAAAAGACCUUCUCUCCCGAGGAAAUCUCAUCGAUGGUUUUAACAAAAAUGAAGGAAACAGCCGAGGCCUACCUUGGACUUAAGGUGACGGAUGCAGUCGUAACUGUACCCGCGUAUUUUAAUGACUCUCAACGACAGGCCACAAAAGAUGCUGGAACCAUCUGUGGUUUGAAUGUACUGAGAAUUAUUAACGAACCAACUGCGGCUGCUAUUGCAUACGGUCUUGACAAGAAAAAGGACGGAGACUCCGAAAAGCACGUCCUGAUCUUCGAUUUGGGAGGUGGAACCUUCGAUGUGUCCGUUCUGGCCAUUGACGAUGGUAUCUUUGAAGUGAAAUCUACCGCGGGAGACACUCAUUUGGGUGGUGAAGAUUUCGACAACAUCUUGGUCGACCAUCUCAAACUUGAGUUCAAGAGGAAACACUCUAAAGAUAUCUCGACGAACAAAAGAGCAAUGAGAAGGUUGAGAACUACAUGCGAACGAGCCAAGAGAACUCUCUCCUCAAGCAGCGAAGCAAGCAUUGAGAUCGAUUCACUGUUCGAGGGUAUCGAUUUCUACACCAAGAUUACUCGAGCUAGGUUCGAGGACUUGUGCAACUCUCUUUUUAAGGAUACACUGAAGCCUGUUGCUGAGGCCAUCAAAGAAUCCAAGGUUUCGAAGGGAGAAAUCCACGAGGUUGUCUUGGUAGGAGGAUCUACUCGAAUUCCUAAGAUCCAGAAGAUGCUGCAAGAGUUCUUCGGAGGUAAAGAGCUGAACAAGAGCAUCAACCCGGACGAGGCUGUUGCAUACGGAGCAGCAGUCCAAGCUGCGAUUCUGUCCGGAAGCAAAGACGAAGCUGUGCAGGAUCUGCUGUUGCUGGAUGUGGCUCCUCUUUCUCUGGGAAUUGAGACUGCAGGUGGUGUUAUGACAUCCUUGAUCAAGCGUAACACAACCAUCCCAUCCAAAUACACUGAGAAAUUCACUACCUACUCGGAUAAUCAGCCAGGUGUGUUGAUCCAAGUGUACGAGGGUGAGCGUGCAAUGACCCGAGAUAAUAAUUUGCUCGGAAAGUUUGAAUUGACUGGUAUUCCGCCAGCGCCUCGUGGUGUUCCUCAAAUCGAAGUCACCUUUGAUAUUGACGCUAACGGAAUCUUGAACGUGACUGCCGCUGACUCAAGCACCGGAAAGUCUAACAAGAUCACCAUCACUAACGAUAAAGGAAGGUUAUCUCAGGAAGAAAUCGAGAAGAUGGUAAAUGAUGCUGAGAAGUUCAAGUCUCAGGAUGACGCAGAGAAGGCAAGAAUCACCGCGAAGAACGGACUCGAGAGCUAUGUUUUCCAGGCUAAGUCAACUUUGGAAGAGGAAAAGUUGAAAGACAAGUUCUCAGAAGAGGACAAAAAAGCAAUUAGCGACAAGGCGGAUGAAGUAAUGAAGUGGCUCGAUGCUAAUCCGUCAGCAGAAAAAGAUGAGUUCGAUCAUCAGCAGAAGGAGUUUGAGAAAAUCUUCAAUCCGAUCAUCUCAAAGGUUUAUCAAGCUGCGGGUGGCGCACCUGGUGGAGCGCCAGGAGGCAUGCCUGGUUUCCCUGGCGGAUUCCCAGGAGCUGGAGCUCCGACUGGAGAUGGUGGCAGUGGUGCUGGAGGCCCUACCAUUGAAGAAGUCGACUAAACUAAAACUCAUUUGCUUUCAUUCUGAAUUGAGUUUGUACCCAAGUAUCCCGAUUUUCAAGAACGCGAAAUUCAAAGCUGAAUACUUUCAA